Ambispora leptoticha is the source of this 6516-nucleotide messenger RNA. The record is from the annotation of a GenBank genome assembly. Lineage: Eukaryota; Fungi; Glomeromycota; Glomeromycetes; Archaeosporales; Ambisporaceae.
AUGUCUGACAAUGUUGCUCAUGCAUUAAGUGGUAGGUAUUUCCUUACCGUAGAGAAUGAACGUGCCGGUGGAGGCAUUAUAGCAAUGACCUUGACCUAUCCCUUGGUGACUGUAAGUUCUCGUUUACAAGUACAAAAAAACAACGAAGGUGCUAACGUGUAUAAGGGUAGUAUAGAUGCUUUGGUAAAAAUUUUCAACAAUGAGGGCAUACGUGGUUUGUACUCCGGGUUGACCUCUGCCAUAUUUGGUAUUGCAGUUUCAAAUGGCGUAUACUAUUAUUUUUAUGAGCUAACAAAGGCGUUUUUUGAGAAAUCGGUAACUAUCAAGCGCGAUAUAAGUACUGUUGAAUCAAUGAUUGCUGGCGCUUUAGCUGGUUGUGUCACAGUAUUAUUUACUAAUCCUAUAUGGGUCGUAAAUACGCGUAUGACUACACGUAAAGAAUCGCUUGAUGACAAUGACACCGAGCUUAAAGAAUCGCUGGAUGAUACCAAACUAAAAGGAGAAUCUAAAAGACUUGGAACUCUAGCUACCAUUUUAAAAAUUAUCAAAGAUGAUGGACCUAGUGCGUUCUGGGCAGGUGUCAUGCCUGCUUUCAUCUUGGUGGCCAAUCCGAUUAUUCAAUACACUGUAUUUGAACAAUUAAAAGCACGAUUACAAAAAGCAAAGAAAUUGGGAAAUCUUGAUUUCUUUUUGUUGGGCGCGUUAAGCAAACUCGCGGCGACUGUAGUCACAUAUCCAUAUAUUGUCAUAAAAUCUCGAAUGCAACUUCGUCAGUCACAUGACUCGAAGACGAGAUACGAUUCUACGUUAGACGGAAUUCGAAAAAUAGUCACCAAUGAGGGAAUUGGAGGUCUAUAUAAAGGAAUUAAUUCAAAAUUGCUCCAAUCUGUUUUGACUGCUGCAUUGGAUCGUCUGGUUCUACUCUUGGAUACCGGGUCCACCCCAGCUGUGCGGUUAACUGCGGCUCAACAGUUGGGCGAGAUUCAAAAACAGCAUCCUAGCGAAUUGUAUAAUUUGUUGUCACGGGUGGUUGUCCACUUAAGAAGUAAAAAUUGGGAGACUCGCAUCGCUGCAGGGCAAGCAAUUGAAGCCAUUGCUAAUAAUUUACCACAAUGGGAUCCUGCUGAAUCCGCCAAAAGCGAACAUGAACUUGUAAAUUCUAAUAAAUUUGCGCUUGAAAACAAGUAUUCUUUCGAUAACUUUGAUAUUGCCAAUGUGUUACAAGGUGGAAAAUUGCUUUUGGGCUCAGCUGGAAAGGAAUAUGAUUUCGAUUUAAGUGAAUUGGAUCCAGCCGUGCGUUUGGCUCUACAACGUAAAAACUUGAGCGAACGAUUAGGAUUGGGCAGUCAAUUCAUGGAUGUCGAUCUUUUUGACGAAUCCGAUAUUGCUGAUGCUGAUUUGUCUGGAUUGAGCGCAAGAGAGAAGAAUAAAUUAAAGCGGAAGGCGAAGAAAGAUGCUAAAGACAAGGGGAAGGAUAAGGUACGCGUCGUAGACAUUGGUCGAAGAAGACCGAGUGUCAGUGAAGUUAAUACACCGAUAGUGACGCCUGCUACCGGAUCAAUCUCACCGUCAGGCGUUAAAAUAGAAGAAGCUCUUAAGCCAGAAGGAUAUUUCAAUUUCACACCACAGCCAUGUUCAGAUAAAAUUGUGGUUGAGGCAAAAAAAGAAAGCGGGCUAAAUGUUUUGGAGUCACAAUCAAAUGGAUGGCCCUUUGAAGGCGUUUGUGAAUUGCUUUGUAUGGAUUUAUUUGAUCCCUGUUGGGAAGUUCGUCAUGGUGCCGGUAUUGGGCUAAGAGAAAUUCUUAAAGUGCAUGGAUACGGUGCAGGGCGUGUUGGUUGUGAGAAUGAUGAAAGACACUACAAAUGGCUGGAAGAUGUAGCCAUUCGUUUACUUUGUGUCUUCUCUUUAGAUAGAUUUGGUGACUUUGUUUCUGAUCAAGUAGUUGCUCCAGUACGCGAGACUUGCUCUCAGACAUUAGGCGCUUUACUACGCUACAUGUCACCGCAAGGGGUUAAAAAAGUUCAUGAAAUACUCUUACGUCUGAUUUAUCAAACAGACUUUUCGCAAAAUAAUUUUUUAUCGAUUUGGGAAGUUCGACAUGCUGGCAUGCUAGGUUUGAAAUAUGCCGUUGCAGUCAGGAGAGACUUAGUGGAACUGAUGUUGGAAGGGACCGUUGGUGCUGUAGUACUCGGAUUGAAAGACGCAGACGAUGACGUGCGUGCUGUAGCAGCCUCAAUUCUAUUACCUAUCGCAGAUUCUUUUAUAAAACUUUCAGCACAUAACAUACCUGAAGUAGUUACCGUGCUGUGGGAUUGUCUUAAAGAUCUAAAAGAUGAUCUAACAGCAUCUACAGCCAAUGUCAUGGAUCUUUUGGCAAAACUAUUUUCUUUCCCAAGUGUUUUGGAUUAUAUGAGAAAGGCUGCAGCCUCAGAUCCGAGUCAUUCGCUAAAGACUUUGGUUCCUCGGUUAUAUCCAUUCUUUCGGCAUACAAUUACCUCAGUACGUACAGCUGUGCUGAAUACAUUAUUGACGUUUCUUGGAAUGGAAGGUGUAGACGAAUGGGUAGAUGACCAAGUUUUUAGGCUUGUAUUUCAAAACAUGAUUGUUGAGGAGAAAAGAGAUGUGCUUGAUCUAUCUCUACAACUCUGGUCAAAAUUAUUAAAUCAUACUACAUCAGACGACGGAAACAAUAAGAUCACACUUUACACUGCAUCCCAUAUUCGCAAUUGGUUUUCGAUUAUUAUGACUCCUUUAGGCACUCCACUCCCACAACGUCUAUUUUUCAUUCCGGAUGGGUCUAUGAUAUCACCGACAACGCCUACAACAUCCUCUGCAUCCACUCAUGCUGGACGUCGACCGCGUGGUCCUAAACGAACUGAAGAAAGCAAUGGAAAUUCUUCGUCGAUUAGCCAUAAUGUUGACGCGGGAAUGUUACAACAAGAUUUUGCACUUGUUAGCGUGGAAUCUGUUGUGAGAGGUAGAGUGACUGCUUCUAAGGGACUGGGCCUAUUGAUGAGUAAAUGCCCACAAGAAUAUUUGGAAGCAACCUUCAAGGAUAUUAUUUUAUCGUUUCUCUCAUCGGCUUUAGCCUCGAAUAGGCAACUAUCUUCAGUAAUUAUCGAAGAGUGGGCUCGAGCCGCUUUCGGAAAUAUCGCACCUGAUCAUGAUAUUUUAGUUGCCUCCUUUCCGCUUGCAUCUUGUCUUUCGUCGACUUUGAUUUCAAGUUUGGAAUCAGAACCUCCCGCUUAUUAUGUUGAACUUUUGCCUAUUCUUCGUCGUAUUCGCGGCGAAUGCCAAGCAUUAUUAAAUAGCUUUGUUUCAGAUGCAAAAAUCUCCCUAGACUUGAUACCAUCUCUGCCGACUAAUGUUCUCGGUGAACCAGGAAAUGCCGACAAUUCAUAUUUUUGUGUAGAAACAGCUGUUCACAUCGUUUCAGAUACAUUUGACCAAUUAUCUGCGAAUAUUCACAAAAAUCGAAAAUCUAUUAUCGAGGCGUUGGAUGAUCGUAAACGUCGCGUAUUAUCAUCAAUUGGGUUUUAUGAGUCCUCCAAACAGAAGCUGGACACCAAUGUAUAUGCUGCAAUAUCAGGAGCAAUUGUUGCAUUACGUGUGCUACCCCCCAAACUUAAUCCUGUUAUUCGAUCAAUAAUGAACUCUAUCAAAACUGAAGAAAAUUGUGAACUUCAAGAGCGUUCGGCUGCAACACUAGCAAGUCUUGUAGCUCUCUGUUCAUCUGACAAAAAUUCGGGAAGAGUCAAUCCAAAUGACAAGAUAGCGAAAAACUUAUGCGCGUUUCUUUGUCAGGAUCAGACGAAUACACCCGUGUUGCAAAAUAAUCGUAAUAAAGAGGGAAUACUAUCACUGCAGAAAGCUAAAGAAAAUAAUUCAGACGCCAAUAAAGAAGAAGAAUUGAAGGCUCAAAAAUUGGUCAGACGUGGUGCUGAAACUGCGUUACGACAAUUCGCUUCUCAGUUUGGGCCGAAUCUUUUUCAAGUCGUGCCAAAGCUGUGGAAUUGUAUUCAUUCCAGUUUGCACGCCGUUUUCGUUAAAGGUAAUGGCGAAGAAAAGAAUGAAGAAGAGAUAAAUUCGAAAUUAAAUGCAACUGAUGCUGGACAGGAUGUUAUUGAUUCCCUUCAAGUCCUACAAAUAUUAACGCCUGCAGUUCACGAAUCUUUACACUCAAAAAUAACAGAAUUAUUGCCGCAAAUUAUUAAAGCUGUUCAAUGCAAAUAUUCUGUUAUUCGAUAUGUAGCAGCUCGAUGUUUUGCUACAAUAGCUAAUGUAGUUACUAUCCCAAGUAUGCAAAUAAUUAUUGAUCAAGUAAUACCAUUUCUGGGCGAUUCUCAAAGUGUUAUUCAUCGACAAGGCGCUGCAGAACUUAUUUACCAUGUUGUACAAACGAUGGACGCCAAAAUACUACCUUAUGUUAUAUUCAUGAUAGUUCCAGUGUUAGGACGUAUGAGUGAUGCGGAUGAAAGCGUAAGAUUGGUCACUACCAAUUGCUUCGCCAUGUUGAUCAAAUUGGUUCCUUUAGAGGCAGGAAUUCCUAAUCCGCCUGGCCUCUCACCCAAAUUAUUACAACAUCGAGAAGAUGAACGUCGAUUCCUUGCACAGCUUUUAGAUAGCCGCAAACUGGAUCAAUAUGAAAUUCCGGUGGCUAUAAAUGCUGAACUAAGGAAAUAUCAACAAGAGGGAGUGAAUUGGUUAGCUUUCUUGAGCAAAUACCAAUUACAUGGUAUACUAUGUGAUGACAUGGGCCUGGGUAAGACUUUGCAGUCUAUUUGUAUUUUGGCCAGUGAUCAUUAUACACGUGCAAUGAAAUACAAAAAGACCAAAAGUCCAGAUUGUGCACAUGCUCCUUCACUGGUUGUUUGCCCUCCCACACUCACUGGACAUUGGUAUCAUGAAAUAUUACACUAUACCAAUUCAUUGAAACCAUUGUCGUAUAUUGGAGGACCAAAGGAACGAGAAAAACUUCGUCCGAAAAUUCUUGAGCACGAUGUGAUCAUAAUGUCCUAUGAUAUCGUUCGCAAUGAUAUCGAAGAACUUGCUAACAUAAACUGGAACUAUUGCAUUCUUGACGAAGGUCAUGUUAUUAAAAAUGGGCGAACGAAAAUAACAAAGGCAGUAAAGUCGGUUAAGGCAAAUCACCGCUUAAUCUUAUCGGGUACUCCAAUUCAGAAUAAUGUACUCGAACUUUGGUCCCUGUUCGAUUUCUUAAUGCCUGGAUUUCUAGGAACCGAGAAACAAUUCAAUGAACGGUUUGGAAAACCAAUUCUUUCUAGUCGGGAUAGUAAGAGUUCCUCUAAAGAACAAGAAGCUGGUGCCUUGGCCCUUGAAGCACUACACAAACAAGUGCUUCCAUUUUUAUUACGAAGAUUAAAAGAAGAUGUAUUAAAUGAUUUACCUCCAAAAAUUAUACAAGAUUAUUAUUGCGAACUUAGUGACUUGCAGAAACAAUUAUACGAGCAAUUCGCUAAAUCACAAGCUAAAAGUAAUGUCGAAAGUGAACUUGAUUCUGAAGCUGAAGUUGUAGAGGAAAAAGAAACCAAGAAAGCGACACACAUUUUCCAAGCACUACAAUAUUUACGGAAAUUAUGUAAUCAUCCACUACUAGUCGUGAAUGAUAAGCAUCCUCAAUAUAAUUCAGUUAUGGAACGACUGAAGAAAAACAAAUCAUCUUUGCACGAUCUUCAGAACGCACCAAAGCUUUUAGCGUUAAAGCAACUUUUGCUCGAUUGUGGUAUUGGAAUAUCGCCAGAAACAGAAAACAAUUCUGGUGUCGAAGGCGCUGUUAGUCAACAUCGUGCCCUUAUAUUCUGUCAACUAAAGACCAUGCUUGAUAUUAUCGAAACCGAUCUAUUCAAACCUUUAAUGCCUAGCGUGAGCUAUAUGCGUCUUGAUGGCUCUGUCGACGCAAAUAAGCGUCAUGGUAUCGUCCAAAAAUUUAAUCAAGACCCGUCUUAUGAUGUCUUACUGUUAACUACACAUGUUGGAGGGCUUGGUCUUAAUUUAACUGGGGCAGAUACCGUUAUUUUUGUGGAGCAUGACUGGAAUCCAAUGAAGGAUUUGCAGGCCAUGGACAGAGCGCAUCGUAUUGGGCAGAAAAAAGUGGUUAAUGUUUAUAGAUUAAUAACACGUGGCACUUUGGAAGAAAAAAUCAUGGGUCUUCAAAAAUUCAAGCUCAACAUUGCCAACUCUAUCGUCAAUCAACAAAAUUCUGGUCUCCAAAGUAUGGACACUGAUCAAAUUCUUGAUCUAUUCAAUGUAACAUCUCACGAUACCAAAUCCGGCACAAGUGUCGAAAAAACUAGUAGCGCUGCUGCGAGUUCUGCUAGUCUUACUAGCGGUAAUGCUUAUAGUAAUGUCAUUGGCGGUGGGUCAAAAGGGAAAAAGGCUUCCACUAAAAUUGUGCUCGAAAACUUGGAAAAUUUAUGGGAGGAUACACAGUACGAGGAUCUUAAUUUAGAUAACUUUAUAGAGUCUUUGAAUACGGGAGGAGGCUCUAAGAGUUGA